Sabethes cyaneus is the source of this 8866-nucleotide messenger RNA. Its product is annotated as cadherin-87A. NCBI's taxonomy places the organism in Eukaryota, Metazoa, Arthropoda, Insecta, Diptera, Culicidae. Bases 1371 to 7460 code for a protein of 2029 amino acids. Gene Ontology annotation, molecular function: calcium ion binding. The transcript has 24 exons. The record is from RefSeq and is a predicted model, not a curated record. Gene Ontology annotation, cellular component: plasma membrane. Gene Ontology annotation, biological process: homophilic cell-cell adhesion.
GUUUCAUACCAACGCGGUGAACGUUCGAUUCACACAGUUUCUAAAGUGAUCAAAGUUCAUUGGCGCUGUGUUGGUGUGAGAUGAUGACGCUGGCGGGCUUAUGAGUGGAUCAAUCUGGGUGGUGUCACACUUAUGUUGGGAUAGGGAAUGGGAGAUGUGGAAGUUAAAUUUGAUGUGAAUUUACAGUUAUCCAUGUUAUCGGAAUUUCGUAAAGCGAAAGAAGAUUGCAAAAUUGCACAACGUAGACAGCAAAUCCCAUGUUCAAUGUUGGUGCAGGCUAAAUUAUUUGGGUGUUAAUUAUUGCCUUCGUUGUGAGAAAGUUACGUCGGCAUUGAUGUUUGAUUUAUUUUUGUGCAGUGGGUUGUGCGGUUGGUAGAGAAAUUUAAAAUUGUAAAAAGAGGUGCGUUUUGCAAUUUUUUACCUGUAUUCCUAAUAAUGACAUCUCAAUAUGACUUUACUUGGUGUUAGUGUGUGUUGAAGAUGAAAUAAAUCAAACGAAGUGAAAAGCAAAAUUAAAUUGUGUUUGAAAAGAUAUAAUAAAAAUAAAUAAAUGUGAAAAGUUGUUAUCCCAAAAUAUGCUCAAUGAUCCAUCCGUUUGUUUCGUUGUGAAAUGAAAUCUACCUGUUAGCGGUGAAGUUGUGCAUAGAAGAUAUUUGCAGAUAGCGGUCUCGUUAUACGCGGUAUUGUGCCAUGGUUGUAUGCGUGCUGAAGAAAGAAUAAAUGAAAAUUUAGCGUGUGAAUGAAACCUAACAGGUUGAAUGCAUUGAGUUCGAAGAUUGUGUUAUGUUAUGCUGCUAUUUGUUAGCGGAUUACUACAGCUGUUUUCUUAUUAAUGACAAGUUGUCGAGUUCUAUGAGGAACAGCUGUCAACUCUAGUGCUGAAGUUUGGUACAUCCGUGUCUCGUUUUAGCGAAAUGCACUGAUUUUAUAUGUGUAUGUAUAUUUCAUUAAUAGAUCUGGAGUGUUAGAAAUUAUCUUUGUUCCGUUCUUGAUUGUUCUUUCUAUCGUUCUGUGCGAUAUGAAAAUGAAAAGCUAGAGAAGCAGCGAUUUAUGUGAUUCCUAAUACUCGUAAAUCUCUUCAAGGCAAGUGUACUAAAGAAGAUUCAGCUGAAUAGAGCUGUUUACGUCCUUGAGUAACUGAAAUUUGUUUUUCCCACGAGUGGUAGGGGCUUAAUGUACUAGAUGGAUAACCAAAAGUGGUAUUACCUGGACGUCACACCAGUUUAAUGAAAGGAUACCUUCUUGUUUAGGCUGACACAACGGUUGUGUGCUUGAGAAUACAUCUGAGCGUUUUUAUUUGAUUGUAUGUGCUUCUAACUGUUUUACCAAUCUUCUGGAGCCCGACACGUACCCACAGGCGCCACCCAGCAAUGAUUACCCAGCGAUGGACAGUUUUAAUACCAUUCGUUGCGAUAGCGCUGCUGCUAGAGACAUGUCAGUGCAACUUACCGCCCAUCUUUACGCAAGACAUGAACAACCUGGCCUUGUCCGAAUCUAUCCCGGUCGGUAGUGUCGUAUAUCGGCUGGAAGGUUACGACCCGGAAGGCGGAAACGUUUCCUUCGGACUGCUCGGUUCGGACAACUUUAUGGUAGAUCCAAUCAGUGGCGACGUAAAGGUGAUAAAACCGUUGGACCGAGAGGCUCAGGAUACACUCUCGUUUUCGGUGUCCAUCAAGGAUCGCGUCAGUUCCACCGGGAUUGAUUCAGAGAACGACAACAUCGUUAAUGUGCCAAUCACGAUAAUCGUGCUGGAUGAAAAUGAUAAUCCUCCGGAGUUUCAAAAUGUACCUUACGAAACAGAGGUGCUUGAGAACGCACUUCCCGGUACGAUCAUCUUUCGGUCAGUUCUCGUGACAGACAGGGAUACAGUCGGGGAAAAUCUUGACAUAACCUGUAUUCCACAGUCGCAGAAUCCAGAUGCAUGUGAAAAAUUUUCCAUUGAAAUAACCGAAAGCAGGCAAGACAAACUAACAGCGGUAGUAAUGCUAAAGGGCCACUUGGAUUAUAACGAACGGAUGAUUUAUCAAAUAUUAUUGGAAGCUACUGAUGGCAUGUUUAACGCUACAGCUGGUCUCGAAAUUCACGUCAAAGAUGUGCAGAAUACACCUCCGGUAUUUCAAGGAUCAUUGGCGGCUGUUAUCAAUGAAGAUAGUCCAAUCGGUACAUUGGUAAUGACGAUUCAUGCUAGAGAUGGUGAUCGGGGACAGCCAAGAAAAAUUAUAUAUGAAUUAGUUACAAAUCCAAUGGAUUAUUUCCUGCUAGACCGCCAAACAGGUGAACUGCGUACAGCAAAGCCGUUGGACAAAGAGGCCCUUCCGGAUGAUACAGGUCUAAUUAUUCUGACAGUUAAAGCUCGCGAAUUAAUCGAUGGGAAUCCAGGGAACGAUAAUCUUACAGUGGCUAGUACGCAAGCGUCAAUCACCAUUCGUGAUGUGAAUGACUCACCCCCAAUGUUCAAUAAAAAGGAAUAUUUUGUAUCAAUGUCAGAAAAUACUGCACCUGGUACUCCUUUACCAAUUGAAAUGAGCGUGCAUGAUCCAGAUGUGGGUGAAAAUGCAGUAUUUUCUCUUCGAUUAAACGACGUGUCAGAGGUUUUCGAUGUUGAACCUAAGUUAGUUAUGGGUUCAUCCCAGAUAAGUAUACGAGUAGCGAAUGGUUCACUUGAUUACGAGAAUCCAAACCAAAGAAAAUUUAUUGUGCUAGUGAUUGCUGAGGAGACAAAAACUAGUCCGCGAUUGUCAUCGACCGCAACAUUAACCGUUUCUAUUACCGAUUCCAAUGAUAAUAGGCCUAAUUUUGAACAGGAUUCAUACUCGGCAACUGUAUCUGAAACUGCUAAUCCUGGACACCUCAUCACUACGAUAACGGCUAAAGAUUUAGAUUCGGGUCAUUUUGGAGAUCAGGGAAUUCGUUAUUCCCUUUCAGGAACUGGUGCCGAAUUAUUCAAUGUAGAUCCUAUUACUGGUGCUAUUACCGUGGCAGACUGUCCAGCUGGAGAAAAUAGUUCGGUUAGACGAAGAAGACAGAAUCCUACCUCUGCUGAAUUAACCAUGGAUUAUCCAGCAUUGAAAAAUUUCAACAUUUCCACUGAUGGUCGAACAGGAUUUCUGGAUCGUGCUGAUGAAUAUAUGUCAUAUAAAGUUCUUAAUGAAGAACAUUCCAACGAGUAUAAAGACAUGAACGUAAUCGCUCCUCCGACAGUUUCUAGCUGGGAAACUUUUGGCUCGGAAGAGAGUGAAACCACCACAUCGUGGUAUUUCGCUGUUUCCGAACACGUCAACGACAACAGUCCUUCAUCUUCUACACAAAACAUUGCGCAGUCCAUUGAAAUACAACCCCAGCUUAAAGCUGGUCCCGGAAAAGCACCAUGUUUAGAUUACGAAAACCAAUCAGUUUAUUAUCUAUCUUAUAAAGCAACUGAUGAUGAAGGCCGUGGUCAAACCUCGGUCGUUUCUCUGCGAAUAACUCUGCUGGAUGCAAAUGAUUCUCCACCGGUUUGCGAAAGUCCUCUAUAUAGAGCUUCCGUCGACGAAGGAGCCACCAUGUUUGAACCGCCGCUCAUCAUCAAGGCUCGAGAUCCAGAUAUCGUUUCGGAAAUUAACUAUCGGAUAAUUGGCAACGAGGCAAUUACGCAUCAUUUCGAAAUCGACAAACGAUCCGGCCAGUUGACUAUCUCGAAAAAUACCGCCCUCGAUGUGAACCAUUUGAAGUCGGAAAUCGUGUUUUUUGCAGUUGAGGCAAGCGAUGGCCUCUUCACGACAUUAUGCAACGUAAAUAUCACCAUCCGUGACGUGAACAACCAUGCACCACAGUUCUCUAGAGAGCAUAAUCUUGCUUCGAUCGAGGAAAAUUUUCCGAUUGGCACCAAAGUUGAACGAUUACAGGCGAUCGAUUUGGAUACAGGAAUAAAUGCAGAGAUCAGGUAUCGCAUUCAACAAGGUAGUUUCGACGAUUUCGCUAUCGACAAUAUGACGGGCGUGGUGACGAUUGCCCGCAAGCUCGAUUACGAUCGCCGGAAUACCUACCAGAUGGAAAUAGUUGCGGCGGACCUGGGCACGCCCAGCCUUUCCGGCACAACAACUCUGACAGUUAGCAUUAUUAAUAGCAACGACAAGGCUCCCUAUUUCACGCCGACAACUCAGCGGGCGGAAAUAUCAGAGGAUGCAUCCAUUGGGACGCUAGUCCAUACUUUGGUCGCUUUAGAUCCGGAUGUGGCAUCCAGUGAAUCGUUGGAUUACGCGGCUACCGAGCCAAUCACCGCUGUUGAUAAAAAUGGCAAAGAAGUUAGAGACUCGGAGGAUUUCAAAGAUAUGUUUAUUGUGGACCGAACCGGAAAGGUAUUUGUGAACAAAAGGUUGCAGCGUGAUGAGUUUGCAGUCAUACGUAUUACUGUUCUCGUGACGGAUACUACUGCUCCUUCGGUGCAGCAAGGCGAAGGUCUCCUAAUAAUAACAAUCAUUGACGUAAAUGAAGAACCACCGCUGUUUGUAGCACCGUGGACCCAAGCGGAACCUCGUUACCGAUUUGAAGUAUUGGAAGAACAGCCGCUCGGAACUAUCCUAACGACGAUGCAAGCAACAGAUGCAGACUCCACCGUCGCCGAGUACCGGAUGACAGAUAACAGCUAUUUCGAGAUAAACAACACAACAGGGCUCAUCCGCAGCAAAGCCCGUAUCGACUAUGAGCAAGUAAGCAUGAUUAAUUUUAACGUUGUGGUUGUGGACACCGGCAUACCACAGUUAUCGUCGACGGCUGAAGUGACGGUGGAUGUUAUCAAUGCGAAUGACAACGAUCCAGUUUUCGAGGCACCAGAGUAUCAGAUGACGGUUCUAGAGAACUCGCCGGCCGGUACAGUUGUUGGUUCGGUUACGGCUGAAGACAAUGAUUUGGGUAUGUACGGUGAAAUAACCUACUCAAUAGUGGGUGACCACAGUGUCCACUUUGCCAUUGAUCCGGAUACCGGUGUAAUUACGGUGAGAAACACAUCGGCACUCGAUCGCGAGCGAGAAUCGGAAAUCGGUCUAACUGCAAUCGCUGCAGACCGGGCACCGGAAGCGAUUCGACGUUCGACUACGGCACCCAUUAGCAUUAAAAUAUUGGACGAGAAUGAUAAUGCACCGACAUUUUCGCAAAAGAUUUAUCACGCCACGGUAGCGGAAAAUGCAGCACUUAAUCCUCCGGCUGCAAUCUUGCAAGUUAGUGCCACCGAUCCGGAUGAAGGUGCGUCAGGAGAUGUAAAAUAUCGCAUCCUCAGGAGUGAUAUUCAGGACACCUUUCGACUGGACGCUAACUCAGGGAUUUUGUAUCCAGGGGUCAGUUUACUCGGGUUAAACGGUCAAUACCGCAUAGAAAUUGAAGCUCGGGACGGGCUAGGAUCCGGUCCCUAUAGUGAUACGGCCGUUAUAAUGAUAGAAAUACAAAGCAUCAAUCAGCAUCGACCUGUUUUCAUCAUGCCAGCCCUGUACAAUGCAUCGGUAGAAAUUCCAGAGAAUUUAGCAAUGACGGAUUAUCUUGUGAUGACGGUAAAAGCGACCGAUAAUGAUGACGGGACGAAUGGGAAAGUACUAUACCAUUUACAGGUCAACAAUCAAAAUGUUCAAUAUACGGAUGAAUUCGAAAUCAACGAAAUGUCCGGCGAAUUACGCAUUCGAAAGCCGCUGGAUCGCAAAAAACAGUCUCGCUUCGAACUGAUAUUGGUGGCACGUGAUCAGGGUACACCAGCAUGGUUCGAGACGCUACGUUUUCUGACGGUUGUGCUGGUUGAUGUAAAUGAGAAUCAUCCGGAAUUUCCGGACGCAUCCAACCCGUACAAGUUCUUUAUAGCGGAAAACAGUCCGAAAGACAUUCGGAUCGGAAAAAUCCAAGCAUUCUACGAUAGCACUGACCCCAAGAUCUAUUAUUACAUACUACUGGGUAAUGAGGAUAGAGCGUUUUAUGUGGAUAAAACAACUGGUGACAUUUAUACUAAUAAAACCCUGGAUCGGGAAGAAUUAGAUGUGUAUGCUUUGUAUAUUCAAGCUAGUAAAAAGUCAGAUCUACUGGUUACAGAGCGUGACAGAAUGAUGAUGUCGAUUAAGAAAUUGGAGCGGGAUAGCACGGUUGCUAAAGUUUGGAUUACAGUGCUGGAUGUCAAUGACAACCCACCGGUGUUUAAGCAAGAUAUAUACUACGCAGGAAUUAGUUCAAAAGCAUCGAUAAAUGAAUUGGUAACAAUCGUAAAUGCAACUGAUCGAGAUUUAGGUGUCAAUUCUACGAUGGAAUUUUUUAUAAGUGGAUCCUUUUUGUACAAAUACAAUUCUCUCAAGACGACUGGUAGUAUUGUGCCUAGUCCAUUUGCGAUUGGAAAGGAUGGUCGCAUCACGACUGCCAACUACAUGGCAGAAUAUAAUCAAGAUCGUUUCAUCUUGGAGAUUGUAGCAAAAGAGGUAGAGUCUCCGGAGCGUGUCGCGACGGCUAAGGUGCAUGUUUGGAUUUUCAAUCCAGAACAAUUAGUAAGGGUGAUACUAUCUAGGCCACCAUCCGAAGUACACAUGGAACGAGAGGAAAUCAUAUCAGAGUUGUCCAAUGCUACUCAGAGGCUGAUAAUAGUGGAUGAAAUUCGUUAUCAUGUUGAUAGCUUGGGUAGGAUAAGAAUGGACUGGUGCGAUAUGUAUUUCCAUGCGAUUGAUAUAAAUACACAGAUGAUUGUUCCCGUAGAAGAAAUCCUGAGAGAAAUCGAUGCUAAAUAUGACUUUUUACAGGAUUACAAUGCUGGCUUUUCGAUUGAGAACGUAGUCCCGGCUUACGCAACCACCGUUCAGGACGAGUUCGACCUGGCUCUGGCUGCGAUAAUCGCCUUGCUGAUAGUGCUAUUUGUUGGUGCAGUGAGCUUCAUCGUUAUUUGCUGCUGUCUCAAACAUUGGGUUAUAACAAUUCCGAACGAAACGAGAAGAAAGGAUGCUCUGAUCAAAAAACAGAUUAUCGAGGAUUUGAAUACCACCGAGAAUCCACUUUGGAUUGAGCAAAAACUAAAGUUGUACGAGGAACAAGAGCUGACUAUGCAAGUAUUUUCGGAGCCGGAACUGACACAACAGCAGCAGCAGCAAAUCAGCUCCAAUAAUACAUCGCCUUCAAUCAACCAGGAGCAGGCAUUGGUGCUUGGGCUUGACCGAAGGGAUUCGUAUGAACUAUCCCAGGGCGGAGGCGAUAACACGUAUGCGACUAUCCAGCCACGGAAUUUCACCUCCAAUCUGAGCGCGGUGCUGGGUAGUGGCGUCGGCAGUGGCAGCGGCGGCGGUGGAGGUGGUGUUGCUCUCAGCAGUGGUACCGCUGGUUGCCUUGGACUGAGCGGAGAAAUGUCGGAUUAUGCGACGCUUCGAAAUAGUAGGCCGCCUUCGAUGUACGAGUUUCGAGGGUCCACAUUCCAAGUACAACAGCUAUCGGGAAGUGAACAACCAGACUUUGUGACGGAGUUAAUUUAAGGCAUUUUUUAAACAUUCCACAAAUGUAUUUUGUUAUACAUAUGCUAGUGUAGUUGAUAUCAUUAGUAUGUAUAUGAUUAGCAAAUAAAUAGCUAAUUGAAAAAAAGAAAAAAAAGCAUGCAACAUUAUAAAUGGCAUCUUGGCACGGGUGUUGUUAUAGUUAAGAGUAAAAAGUUAAAAUCCACCAAUGCCAAGUCGAACAAUUGUGACAAUGGAAUUAAAACGAACAAAAACGAAACAAAAACGAAUGCUCAAUUUGUUAUAUACCAUGAUGAAUACUCGAGGUGAAUAAUGAAGAUAUAACAGCAAUGUGAAAUCAGUGAAUUAAAAUUCACAAAGCGCUACUCUAAUAAAAGACUUUUAAGAUCGUAAACAAGAGGCAACAACACUUCGAUAGACAAUAAAUAGCAAGUAUCUCAAGAUGUAGUAUUUAUGAGAGGAAGGGUAUAAUGCGUUGUAGUCAAAUCAUACUUGUUUUCGUUACAGUUACAAAUCAGGAUUCUAGAAAUUUCAUUGAUAUGUAUUCUUUUCUUUAUCAACCAGCCGUAUUUAUAGAAACCCGCGAUAGACUGCUGAGUAGUGCUAGAAGUUAUAUAUACUAAAUUAUUAUUCAUUUUAGCAGGCGAAAAGUUGAGAUUAUUUUGAGGCAUGUUUUGUCAUGAUGUGUGGACUCAACAUUUUCAUCGCGAGGAAACAGCAAAAACUUUAAUUAUUGAUUCACUUGAUUACAAUUCAACUGACCGUCCAUUUUAAAUUUAAUUCUACUCAUGAAAACUUAUUUUUAAAAGGCGCGCAUGAUGCCACGCCAAACUGUUGGAUUUAAUUUAAUGCAUGUAAGCAAAUUUAAACAACCUUACAAAAGAUGGUUCAAGUGAGGCAAAAAUUUAUAGGAAUUUGAAUUUGCGAGAAAACUAUAUAACCUUAAACAAUAGAAAGAAUGAAAAACUUGAAAAAAUCUUCUCACAAAAACAUGUAAAUAAACAAAUUUGCUAAAUGAGAAAAUACGAAUAAAUUAUUGAAUAUUAAGUAGGUUACAAACUUAAAAAAGACUAUUCAAAUCAGGCGGUGGCAGGUAUGUUAUUGUGUAUUGAAGAUAAUUUCGUAUAAUUCUGAAAUUCUAUUUUAACUUAUUCAAGAAGUACAGAUUUUUUACACUUGUCAGGUUAAGGAUUGUUGAAAGUUUUUAUCUGUUUUAAAUCCGUGUUCCGUUUCCUCUGUCCUGUGGAACUUAUGACUAUGCACAAAGAACACAAAUUUUGAAAGAUAUUUUUAUCACCACUGUACAAAUUUAGGGAAAAAUGUGUAGAAUAUCAUUAUUUAAAAUUGUUCGUGGAAUUGAUGAGUAACGUAUAUCGAACGGCCAGAUAGAUACAACCCAUCUUUAUAGAUAAAACUAAACGCAUAUU